AUGCGUAAUAAAAUUCUGUCAGAAGAAAACAACUGUGAGGACUUUUUAAUCUUUUCAACCAGUCUUGCAAAAGAUGUGAAGGAAAAUAAGAGUGGUAUUAUCGUCAUUAGAUUAUCACACCAGAAGAAGUAUCUUAUUGAGAGUAAGGAAAGCCGCAUAAUUCCUAGAUGGGCUCUGCGAUACAGCAUGUAUGUUAAAGUUAAGCAAAAAGGCUUCAGUAACACCAGUUGAAUGUUGUUGGAGAAAAUUUAAAAUGGCUGAAACUGGAAAAAAUAAAAAAUUGAUUUAUGCAAUUAACAUAGGAAAAACAAAGUAUAUCUGUUGAUGUUCGAAAAUCUGUGUUAAAUGAUAUUAGUCAGCUAUUUAGUGAGUCAAAAAAUUAAAAACACACUUUCUUCAAUUUAAAGAAGAUGAAUAAACAAGUUUCAAUUUAUCAUUUAAUUAUAAAUUUUAAACAUGAAAAUCAAAUUGUAAAUCAUACCUCUAAUCAUUUUUUAGAGUAUCGUCAUACAAAUAUGACUUACAGAAUUUGCCAAAAAAUAUGAAGUAUCACACAAGAACAAUCUAAAUCCACAUUAUGAUAUGAAAUAUGAUAUGGAACGUACCACUGCAUCAAAAAUGAAUAAAGCAACAAAAUUCAAAUCAUUUGAUGGCUCAUUAGUACAGAGUAUAUAUGUACCAAGAGGAUUUAGAGGAAUAGAUGCAAAGACCAGAGGACUAGAAUUAGAACCAAGGCAUUGA
Molecule: messenger RNA, 741 nt
Organism: Cinara cedri
Lineage: Eukaryota; Metazoa; Arthropoda; Insecta; Hemiptera; Aphididae
Source: the annotation of a GenBank genome assembly